CCGCCGCCGUUAGUGGUUUAUCAAAAUAAAUUCGAACUGUUUGUUGUUGACGAUUCGCGCGAAGCACAGUCUCAAUAAUUCCGUUCCUAGAGAUGGCUGCUUUGGACACAUUUCCCAAUCUUCCCUUGCAAGGAGAAAUUCCGGUUUGUGAACGCGACGGGCGCAUUUGCUCAUUGCCAAUCAACGAAGUAGAUUCAUCUAAUCUUUGCAAACAACUUUCCUACCCGGAAAUUAACAUCGGGAGAGAAUUGUUUCACCAUGCGGCCGGUCACGUUCAGGAUCAUCGCCGUACAAUUAUGGUACCGAUCAAUGAAACGCUCAUCAAACGCAUCACACGCACAUUUUUCGAGGAAGGUCCGGUCGAAGCACUGAAUGAAGCGGCCAAUAGUAACAGUCAACACUAUAAUGUUUUUCUGGGAUCUCUGGCGCGAUACAUGUUAGUUUUGGUAGAUGUAGGAAAUAGUAUAAAGUUUUUCCUGAAGCCGCACCUCAAGGAACAAGGAGUUGGUUCGGUUGGGAAAUAUACACAAACUAGAGAUUGGUCCAAAAGUGCAAUUCGCUGCAUUCGUUGGCAUCCAAACUGUUUUAAAAUUGCAAUUGCGGCAUCGGAUGACAGCAUACGAGUGUACGGGGAUGAACCUAGCAUUGUUCCUAUCUUGAAAAGUGGCUUACAGAAAUCGAUCACGUCGCUAGCUUGGCGUCCAUUCACGGCUGGCGAAUUGGCGGUGGGAUGUCAAAACGGUGCGCUCAUAUGGAAUAUCGAUCCGAACAGUCUCAUCACAAGACCUCUUUCACAAGCUGUUCGGUUGAGACAUGGGAAUCAUUUUCCUGUUACAUCUGUUGAGUGGAGCCCAAAUGGAUGUUUGCUUGCAAGUGCCAGUAUAAACGACCCCGCCAUCCUCAUUUGGGAUGUGGACCAAAACAAACAAGUACCUUUACGUCGAGUUGGACCACCAUGUGCGUUGUUGAAAUGGUCACCCACAGGAUCUAGAUUAUGCGCAACAACGGUAUCGAAUGUUUUCCGUGUUUGGAAAACGGAUAGAUGGACUCCCGACCGUUGGACAAUCAAUAGUGGGACAAUUCAAUCAGUCGUAUGGUCACACUCUGGAUCACAUCUCCUGUUCGUCACAACAGAAGAAUCGUUGCUGUACUGUUUAGGGUUCAUCGAGGACGAAGUAUUUACUUCAACCUUCGCACCAAAAUCGGCACUUCCUAUUGCUGAUCUCUCGAAAAUCACAAUCGGCAAGGUGGAAGUGGGAGGACGUCCCCAAGCCUUGGCCUGGUGCCCACGAAGCCGCUAUUUGGCAGUAACAUUCAAAGAUACUCCAGCUAUCGCUAUUUUCAAUACGGUCAACGUGGCCCACAGCCGAUUGAACAUAACGCCAUUGUGUUUCUUAACUGGAAUUGGAAUAGAAAGUGCCUCCUGCAUUAGCUUCCAGGAAAAUUUGGGACACCGGUCAAACGAGAAACUGCAAACUGUUUUGACUAUUGGAUGGUCUAGUGGUAGAAUUCAAUAUUUUCCUUUUGUUUAAUGGCUUUCUUUCCGAGUUAUUUGUGUUCAUUUUAAAUCUGGUUCAAUAAAUGCGUGUAUAAAUAUAACACAUAAAAUAUAUAGUUCUG
Toxorhynchites rutilus septentrionalis is the source of this 1620-nucleotide messenger RNA. RefSeq names its product aladin-like. Bases 93 to 1532 code for a protein of 479 amino acids. Gene Ontology annotation, biological process: nucleocytoplasmic transport. Gene Ontology annotation, molecular function: protein binding. Gene Ontology annotation, cellular component: nuclear pore. NCBI's taxonomy places the organism in Eukaryota, Metazoa, Arthropoda, Insecta, Diptera, Culicidae. The transcript has 3 exons. The record is from RefSeq and is a predicted model, not a curated record.